Molecule: messenger RNA, 1126 nt
Organism: Armigeres subalbatus
Lineage: Eukaryota; Metazoa; Arthropoda; Insecta; Diptera; Culicidae
Gene: GXIVsPLA2
Product: group XIIB secretory phospholipase A2-like protein
Exons: 4
Coding region: 290-1021 (243 amino acids)
Biological process (GO): lipid catabolic process; arachidonate secretion; phospholipid metabolic process
Cellular component (GO): extracellular region
Molecular function (GO): A2-type glycerophospholipase activity; calcium ion binding
Source: RefSeq, a predicted model, not a curated record
CGACAGGAGUGUGCGUUAGCGGCAAAAUAAGUAAAUAAAACAAACUUUAUUAUUUUACGUCAAAAUCAUCCUAAAUAAAACGUAUCCCGUGCAUAAAUUUGAGUGCUGUAUAUUAUACAUAUUUGUGCUAAAAAUAGUACACGAUUUGCUUGAUUUUUACUUCAUAAAGGUGUAGAUACCAAAAAUGAACUUCUUACCAAUGUAAAAAGUCACUUCGUACGCAAGCUCAUAUAUCUAUAUUUAGAUAAAAUUUAUCAUAUUUGAUUUAUCAACGAGCUCAACUAACGAAAUGCAAAUACCUUACAUGAAAGUGGCGAUCUACUCGCUUACGUUCUUGACCUACGCAUACACGGGAUAUGGAUCGAAUAUGCUGGCCAGUUUACGCGACGCGAUAAUAGCGGCCGAGGCCGUCUUCGGAGAUGUGCUCAAAAAUGUGGUACAUGUUGCGAAGAAAUUCAAAGUGGUCCACGAAGUGUUCGAUGCAGCAGUAGACGAGAAUUGCAUUUACAAAUGCCCGGGAGAUACAACACCGUCAAAAAAUAAGUUCUACAUCCCGCAAUCGGAUGGAUGCGGUUCUUUGGGCUUAAAAAUCGAUUCGGAAUACUUGCCAGUAGUCGAAAUGGAGACAUGCUGCAACGCGCAUGACAUUUGUUACGAUACGUGCCUCAGCGAUAAAGAACUAUGCGAUCUGGAUUUUAAACGUUGUCUGUACAAGUAUUGCGAUGAAUACGAAAAAAACGUUGUCGGUGAAAUAGUCGUUAAAGGCUGUAAAGCAGCGGCCAAAAUGCUGUUCACAGGAACUCUUACCUUAGGAUGUAAAUCCUAUCUAGAUUCGCAGGCAAGGUCCUGUUAUUGUCCGGUGGGAAAAGCCGACAAGGCGUACGAAAAAUCCGAUAAAACGUAUGAUAAAUCGGAUAAAGCUUACGAUAAAUCAGAUAAGUAUUAUGACAAAGGUUACAAGGAUAAGGAUAAGGGUAAGGAUAAAAAUAAUGGCAAAUAUGGUUGGAAGCAGGAUCUCUAAAUUAACAUACGCCAUUGACUUAGUCAGCAGUUAUUUUGUAAAUAGGUGAACAUUUUAAAGCAGGUAGACAGAUACCAGUGAAAUAAAAGAAUGUGUUAGUUGGUA